CUAAUACUCUUGGCGUUGCUAGUUUUUUUUGCAAACGUAAGUUCUUGUAGUAAAUUGGGAAAUUUGCAGGGAAAGAAACUGAGAGUCGUCACAGGUCAUUUUCCUCCCGUAAUUUCCGUUUUACGGAACUCUACCGGCCACGUCGUUGGAUAUGCAGAUCUUCUUUAUCAGCAGCUGCUUUACUUAUCAAAGAGUUUAAAUUUCACUUUUGAUAUAUUCCCCUCGAAGGAGAACACCAACGGAGUCAAGCUGAGCAACGGAACUUGGAACGGCAUAAUUGGCUAUCUCUUGCGAGAUGAAGCUGAUUUGGGUUUAGUACCAUUUGCCAUUACCCUAGAACGCUACGAGGCUAUUGAGUUUAGUGGAAGAGUGGGAGGAGACAACACGGCAAUCCUGGUCAGAUAUCCGGAGCCAAGUAUUUCCUUCACUGGCGCAUUUGACGUAUUCCCCACCGGAAUUUGGAUCGGUUGGAUCAUUUCUUGGGUAGCGGUUGUUGUAGUUUCUGUCGCUGUGACUUACGUGACAAAAUAUUUACGCUCUGGCCGUUCUGAUGGCGCUGGCGAGCAGACCGCAAUGCAAGCCAGAAAGGUUGCAUGGUAUUUGUUUGGUACCAUCGUUUCCCAAGGGCUCCGCUUUCCAUCAAGUUAUGUGUCGCAGAGACUCUUGGCUGCGGCUUGGUGCCUCAUAGCUUUUGUGUUUGUCAACGUCUAUUGUUCCACGCUGACCUCUUACAUGUCGGUGACUUACCAAAGACCCACAAUCAAUUCUGUUCGUGACUUGGCGUUCACACCGUCAUACAAGGCGACUGUCAUAGCUGGUUCCAUUCAAGAUAUUGAUUUACAGCGAUCGCGUAAUGAGAUUCUGAAAAUAAUUGCCGAAAGAGUUGAAAAAUGUUCAGCCGAUUGCAAAAAAUUCAACUUAAUUGAUUUGGCCACAACAGUAUUGGAGAAAGACAAUUACGUUUCAAUAUUGCCUUAUACAGUCGGCAUACUGCUUUUGAAAAAUUACAACUCCGAAAGAACACAAUGCCGUCUGGCCUUGGCUUACGAGAAAAUGUCGUGGAAGCCCAUGUUCUAUGGAGUCCCGAAAUCUAGUCCUUACAUAGAGGAAAUUAACCAAGGAUCCCUAAGAUUUAUAGAUAGUGGACUGCGUGACUAUUGGUACAGAAAUGAGGAAAAAUUGCCGGCGCAAUGUCAACUGAACUACAACAGCAAGGGCGUCGCGUCCAAGAGAUCCAGCAGCCGAAUCAAACUUGAGCAGUUUUAUCUGCCAUUCCUCAUUCUUUUCGCUGGCUAUUUGUUGGCACUUGCGCAAUUCUGCCGCGAACAAAUUGGGCGUUGCCUCUCGACGAAGAAAAUUUAAAACUCGUUAUUUUGAAUGUAAAGAAUAAAGAGGAAACACUGAGCGCACGAAAUUAUGAUGGGCGAAAUAUUGCCUUGGCGCUAUAUUACCUUAAUGCCAAAAGUCAAGUCAUAAACAUAGUUUAGAUGGCGAUUUAAAAGUAUACUUUUUUAAAAAUCGAUUUUCUAUAGAAAAUAAUUUAAAAAA
Daphnia pulicaria is the source of this 1548-nucleotide messenger RNA. RefSeq names its product glutamate receptor ionotropic, delta-2-like. Gene Ontology annotation, cellular component: membrane. The record is from RefSeq and is a predicted model, not a curated record. Lineage: Eukaryota; Metazoa; Arthropoda; Branchiopoda; Diplostraca; Daphniidae. Gene Ontology annotation, molecular function: ligand-gated monoatomic ion channel activity. The coding region runs from base 574 to 1362 and encodes 262 amino acids. The transcript has 9 exons.